AUGUUUUACAUUGUCGCGGAAGCUACCAUACUGAGACUGUGUUCCUCCCCUUUCUCCCGUUGGCAGUUGGAUCUCAUCUCUCUUAAUGCUCAGAUCAAGCGCACGACCUCACACUUGGAGAGUCGAUACGUCGACGGUGGGGACGACUUCGGCGGUGGCUCGAGCCGCUGGCUCUCUCCCUUUAUCGAGCGCUACGGUCCUGGAAAGAAGCGCGACGUGACUAUGGAGGGAGUCGACUCCGACGGCCGACCCGAGAAAAUCACCUUCACGCUCCACGACAACCCAGUGGACGGGUAUGACGGCCCUGAGGAUCACGACGGAUGCAUUGACCUCUGCACCGACUUUGCUGAACGCAUCGUGGCAAACCUGGAGAGGAGGCUGGGUGACCUAGACUCACUGUCUGUUGUCAGGCUGUUCAUGCCUGAUGAGUGGCCGAAGGGCAAGCCGGAGCGACAUGCACGAUGUGUGGAGUGGUUGCUGUCGCUGGUGACGCUGUUCAAGGCCCAAGAUUCGGAGGAGAUUCUGCCAGGGCAGCAGGGCAGCAGGGCGCGCGGGGCGCGCAGGGCUGCAGGGCGCGCGGGGCGCACAGGGCAGCAGGGCAGCAGGGCGCGCGGGGCCCAGCAGGGCUGCAGGGCGUGCGGGGCGCACAGGGCAGCAGGGCGCACAGGGCUGCAGGGCAGCAGGGCGCGCAGGGCAGCAGGACAGCAGGGCGCGCGGGGCGCGCAGGGCUGCAGGGCGCGCGGGGCGCACAGGGCAGCAGGGCGCACAGGGCUGCAGGGCAGCAGGGCGCGCAGGGCAGCAGGACAGCAGGGCGCGCGGGGCACGCAGGGCUGCAGGGCGCGCGGGGCGCACAGGGCAGCAGGGCAGCAGGGCGCGCGGGGCGCAGCAGGGCUGCAGGGCGCGCAGGGCUGCAGGGCAGCAGGGCAGCAGGGCGCGCGGGGCGCGCGGGGCGCACAGGGCAGCAGGGCGCGCAGGGCUGCAGAUCCCCUCCCCCCACCGCUGCACUCGCAGCAGGGGGAUGGAGGAGAAGUGGGGGGGGGCUGGGGGGGGGCUGGUGCUGCAGAUCCCCUCCCCCCACUGCUGCACCCGCAGCAGGGGGAUGGAGGAGAAGGGGGGGGGGGGGGGGGGGGGGGGGCUGGUGCUGCAGAUCCCCUCCCCCCCACUGCUGCACCCGCAGCAGGGGAAUGGAGGAGAAAGGGGGGGGCUGGGGGGGGCGGGCUGGUGCUGCAGAUCCCCUUCCCCCCACUGCUGCACCCGCAGCAGGGGAAUGGAGGAGAAAGGGGGGGCGGGGGGGCUGGUGCUGCGGAUCCCUUCCUGCCACCCUUUGAACCUCCAAGAUCCCGCCACCCCCAUACCCCACUGCUGCAGCCGCAGCAGGGGGAUGGAGGAGAAAGGGGGGGGGCGGAGGGGGCUGGUGCUGCAGAUCCCCUCCCCCCACUGCUGCACCCGCAGCAGGGGGAUGGAGGAGAAGGGGGGGAGGGGGGGGGGGGGGGGGGGCGGGGGGGGGGGGCUGGUGCUGCAGAUCCCCUCCUCCCACUCCUGCACCCACAGCAGGGGAAUGGAGGAGAAAGGGGGGCGGGGGGGCUGGUGCUGCAGAUCUCCUCCCCCCUACUGCUGCACCCACAGCAGGGGAAUGGAGGAGAAGAGGGGGGGGGGGGGCGGGGGGGGGCUGGUGCUGCAGAUCCCUUCCUGCCACCCCUUGAACCUCCAAGAUCCCGCCACCCCCAUACCCCCCCCCCACUGCUGCACCCGCAGCAGGGGGAUGGAGGAGAAAAAAAAGGGGGGGGGAGGGGGCGGAGGGGGCUGGUGCUGCAGAUCCCCUCCCCCCCACUGCCGCACCCGCAGCAGGGGGAUGGAGGAGAAGGGGGGGGGGCGGGGGGGGGCUGGGAGAUGGAGGAAAAGGGGGGGGGGGGGGGGGGGGGGGGCGGAGGGGCGUCAAUCGCGGGCGUAGGGGCGUCGGGCGAUGGGCCGGGGCGCGUGGGCUAG
This is a messenger RNA of Closterium sp. Naga37s-1, 1986 nucleotides long. The record is from the annotation of a GenBank genome assembly. NCBI's taxonomy places the organism in Eukaryota, Viridiplantae, Streptophyta, Zygnematophyceae, Desmidiales, Closteriaceae.